GGGUUUAUUUCGUUGAGAAUAUCUCUCUCUCUGAAACCAAAUUCGUCGGUGCCGUUGCAGUUUCAGUCGUACCUGAUCGCCGGCAAUAAUCUCGGCUCUGUUUUCUCGGUUCAGGUUGUCUCUAGCCACCUAAUGGGAAGCAAGGGUCGAAUCCCACCUCCUCAUCUGAGGAGACCUCCCCCUGGUCCUGGCAUGGUGCAUCCUGAACCAUUUGGUCCUGGCAUGGUGCAUCAUGACCCAUUUGGUCCUGGAAUACGGCCCACACCAGGUCCAUUUCCUCAUCUCGACAUUUUGCUACCCCCAGAAAUUAUGGAGCAAAAGCUCGCUGCACAACAUGUGGAGAUGCAGGGCCUAGCCACUGAGAACCAGCGGCUUGCUGCCUCUCAUGAGACGUUGAGACAAGAACUUGCUGCUGCGCAACAUGAGUUGCAAAUUUUGCAUGCCCAAAUUGGAGCAGUUAAGUCUGAGAGAGAGCAACAGAUGAGGAACCUAAAAGAUAAGAUUGCCAAGAUGGAAGCUGAUCUGAAAGCAGCAGAGCCUGUUAAGUUAGAGUUGCAGCAGGCACAUACUGAAGCUCAGAACUUGGUUUUAGCAAGGGAUGAACUUAUGUCUAAAAUUCACCAAUUGGGUCAGGAUCUUCAGAGGGUCCAUGUAGAUGUUCAACAAAUACCAGCCUUGAUGACAGAGCUUGAGAGCCUCAGACAGGAAUAUCACCAUUACAGGGCUACUUAUGAUUAUGACAAGAAGGUUUACAAUGAUCACCUCGAAUCACUUCAGGUGAUGGAGAAGAACUAUAUGACGAUGGUUAGGGAAGUGGAGAAGCUUCGAGCAGAGUUGACUAAUGCUUCUAUUGUGGCUGGAAACAAUGAGAAUGAGGCUUCUGCCCGUCCUAUGGGACAUGGUCCUUUUGAAGAUAGCUAUGGUGUUCACCAGGGGCAUGCUCCUCUCCCUGGUGUUGCAGCUGGUUUAAAUGCCACUGCUGGAACUGCUGCAUAUGUUGGAGCUCAGUCUGGGCCUGCUCCUACUCCUCCUACGAGGGCUGGCUAUGAGGCACCAAGAGGGCCUGCUUAUGAGCCAUCAAAAGCACCCAGUUAUGAUGCAGCAAGAGCACCAGGCUAUGACAGGGGACCCAGUUAUGAUGCUUCCAGGGGUGCUACUUAUGAUGUGCAAGCCAGAGCUGCUGCUUUGGUGCACAGACAAGUCCCACCUCUGAAUAAUAAUGUGCCUUAUGGAAUUGGAACAACUGUUCGUCCUGUGAGUGCAUAUGAGCCACCACCUAGAGGUGGAAACGUUGUUCGGAGAUGAAAAAUAGACAUUGCAAUGCUAUUACUCUCCCGCAAAACUCUCUCAAAGAUGUAGCUGGUCCCAUGCAGCACUCAAACAAGUAUGCUUCUAUCUUUGAGAGCGCUCUGCUUGGGCAAUGUUCAACUUCCAAGCGAUUUGGUGAUUUGUUUCUUGAUUUAUUAGUAACUUUUAGGCACUGAUAUCCAUUUUCCUUCGGGAAAUCUGAAGAAUUUGAAAGUCUUAAGAGUUUAGAGUUUGCUGUUGAAGGCUGGUGCCAUACACAAAUUGAGAAAUGAGAGAGAGAGAGAGAUGUCCAAACAUUUUAAUGUAAAAUUUCACAAAUUUAAAGCAUCGGGUUCAGGUCUAUGUGGAUGUUCACUCUGAGCAUGGUUGGGUUUCUUUCUUUCUUCUUCUUCUUCUUCUAUUUUCGGGGGAAGGGGAGAUAGAAAUAAAAUCUGCUUAACUAA
Rubroshorea leprosula is the source of this 1751-nucleotide messenger RNA. Lineage: Eukaryota; Viridiplantae; Streptophyta; Magnoliopsida; Malvales; Dipterocarpaceae. The record is from the annotation of a GenBank genome assembly.